Messenger RNA from Gamsiella multidivaricata, 1068 nucleotides. RefSeq lists its product as uncharacterized. The transcript has 4 exons. NCBI's taxonomy places the organism in Eukaryota, Fungi, Mortierellomycota, Mortierellomycetes, Mortierellales, Mortierellaceae. The record is from RefSeq and is a predicted model, not a curated record. The coding region runs from base 18 to 605 and encodes 195 amino acids.
GAAAGAUCCGAGUAUAUAUGUCUGAGUUCCUCCCAUACGCUCACAAGGCGUCCUCCAUGGGUGCGUUCGUCUACUUCCAUUCGGAAGAAGUUGCAAAUAUUCAUCGUGCGAGACAGGCGGUAGACAAUCCUCGCGCUAUUGAGGACCACCGUCCUUGGCCAAAUCAGCCUGACCAACUACAGCGCUGGAGUCAAAACCGAUGCAUUGAGAAAUACCCCGGCACCUCCAUUUUGCACUGCCCCAAGAUGUACCAAGAUAUCAAGACUGGUCAAUCUCGAGGCAAGACCAUCAUUCUCUCUAUUGGAGUGCCUACCCCAUUCCUAACGACCUCACAGACCAAGCCCUUGCCCAGGACACCUAGGACAUGUUCCUUGGCAGAUCCUCCGACUCAACCCCUUGAUGACGCGAUCUUGGACGGUGUUGAACUGGACCAAGAAAGCGAACGGACUCAAGGCUUCACCGGAUUUCUGCAAGCAUUCUACGCCAAAUUCGCGGGCGCUUCGCAUUCAAUAUAUGGGUCACUCCCACAAGUAUACUUGGGUGCUCCUGGAGGACCUAAUGCAGCUUGGGCUAAUGUCAUGAGUGCAGUUGACGAGGGCGAAUGAAACCGUCAAUGAUGAGGGAUGCAGGGUUUGCAUAGGCCCUGCAUAGCAUCAACCCAUCGCCACCAAAAUCGCCUGCACCAUCAUCCAGUAUCCUUCCGCCACCCCAGAGAUUCCUGAACCAACGUCAUCGCCACCACCAGAGGUACCGUCGCCGUCCUUUUCGCCGUCUGAACCUUCAAAAGUACCUUGGUCGCCAUUGACGACGGAAACCUCAUUCCCUAGUCCCGUUAACGGCGCUGAUAGCGGUAGUGUUGGAGGAAACGUGGGCAGGGCCGCAAUUACGAUGGUUAACUGUUCGGCCUUGCUCCAGCAUUCUCCGUCAAAGCUCGUCAAAGCGAUACGCCUACAUUGCUCGCGAUUCGCAUGGUGAACUUUGGUCCACCUCGCGUCGCAUUCACGUUUAUGGGAUCGUCUCAAGGCAGCGAUUCAGAGUCGGCUGAAAUUUCCAAGGGCUGGACAGGAC